AAGCAAAUAAGCAACGACUCUCUUCUUCCUCCUUCUCCCUCUCUCACCUAACCUCGCAAGCAAAAUAAGACAUCUUUCAAUUAGGUCCAAAAUGGCGUCAAAGAAGGCAAGAAAACAAAACAGAGCCGAGAAGAAACUCAAAAGAAACCAUUUCAAGAAACAACUUCCACAACACAAGAACACCGUCACAACUACAACACUCGAUCAUACUUCCCCAUCUACUAUCGUCUCUUCUUGUUCUUCCAUAACGACGUCGUUCUCUCCUCAAGAGACAAACUACUCUGCUCUCUCUUCUUCUCCGGCGGUGUUGGCGUCACCAGAUGAAAGUGGCGGCGGUUGUUGUACCCCGAAAGCUCAGAAGUGUCGGAUACCGGAGAUGCUGACGUGUCCACCAGCGCCGAAGAAGCAAAGAGUCUCACAUAACUGCGUGUUACGACGAAGGCAGCUCGUUUUCUUUGCUCCUCCGGAGAUAGAGCUCUUCUUCGUCAAAGCACACGAUCGAUGAACAGCUUUAAUUAAUAUUUGUAGUCUUGUGUUUUUUUGUUAUUGCUGAUAGGAUCAAUCGUUCGAUAGAGAAAGUAGUAUGAGGAGAAGAUAAUUAAAAGUUCAUCUCUUUGACUUUGUUAAUAUAGAAUAACGAAGGAUGUAUUACUAGGCCCUAUGUAUUACAAUGUUUUGUGUGAUGUUUUGUUUUUCUUGUUAUUUUUGGUUUGUUUUAACAUUUUGUUCCUUUGGCGCUUGUUUUUUGGAUUAAUUUGAAUGAAGUCGAUUUGAGUUU
Messenger RNA from Raphanus sativus (radish), 778 nucleotides. RefSeq names its product cyclin-dependent protein kinase inhibitor SMR13-like. Bases 92 to 505 code for a protein of 137 amino acids. Lineage: Eukaryota; Viridiplantae; Streptophyta; Magnoliopsida; Brassicales; Brassicaceae. Gene Ontology annotation, biological process: regulation of DNA endoreduplication. The record is from RefSeq and is a predicted model, not a curated record. The transcript has a single exon.